AAUGCAUCGCCAAACUGUAGCUCCAAUACAGAACAACGUAGUUUCCAGUGAUUUUGUUGGUGCUACAAGCAAUAUCUUCACAAGCUUUUGUGAGCUCGCUCUGUUAGAUACAACACCAUGGAGCAUUCCAUCUUUUUGAUGUUCAUUUUGGCUGCUGCCUGCAGAACUUCAGCUAACCUGGUAUUCCAGGAAACCAUUCAAUUAAUGGGAAAGAAAGUUGAAAAAACAAUGCCAAAACCAGCAGAUCUUGGACUAGAAGAACUGAAUUCCCUUCCAGAGCAGAAGGAUUGGCGUGAUGAUAACUAUGUUACACCCGUGAAGGAUCAGGGCCAGUGCGCAGCAUGCUGGGCCUUCACUGCAGUGGCAGCGAUGGAAGCACAACUGAGCAAUAAGACCGCAACUCUCACCACACUUAGUGAGCAAAACCUUGUGGACUGUGCCAAAAGUUACGAGAAUAAAGGCUGCAGUGCAGGAUGGGUGCAUCGUGCAUUUGAAUACAUCCGUGACCAUGGAAUUGAAGCUAGCGCAACAUACCACUACAAAGGACAGAAACAAGAUUGCUUAUUUGAUGAAAACAAUUCUGUUGGAACACUCAUCGAUUAUGUCCAGAUCAAGAACACAAACGAAACAGAAAUCAUGAAGAUAGUAGCAAAACACGGACCAGUGGCUGUACAUGUUUACAUGAGUGAUGCAUUCUUGAGUUAUAAUGAUGACAGUAUUUUUGAUGACCCUAAUUACACUAAUGAUGUUCCUGACCAUGCUGUGACUAUAGUGGGUUAUGUGAAUAAGGCUAAUGAAAAAUAUUGGAUUAUUAAAAACAGUUUUGGAACCAGCUGGGGUCACAAUGGCUACAUGAAGAUGAUUAUGUUCAAGAAUAUGUUGAGAGUUACCGACCGAGUCUUCUAUCCUAUCGUCUAAAAAUGUGUGCCUCAAAAGGAUAAAGUCAACUUCUUGGAGAAGCAGUUUCCAGAAAACUCUUAGAUUUAACUGUUUUGAGUAUAUUGCUUCUCGGGGUUGCGGGAUAAAUCUUUUCUGUAGCUAAGUAUAAUCUCCUGGUGACUGUGCACAUUAAUUUUGAGAAGCAAUAAAAUUAAUGAGUUAACCUUUACAA
Messenger RNA from Stegostoma tigrinum, 1111 nucleotides. RefSeq names its product cathepsin J-like. Gene Ontology annotation, molecular function: cysteine-type endopeptidase activity. Lineage: Eukaryota; Metazoa; Chordata; Chondrichthyes; Orectolobiformes; Stegostomatidae. The transcript has 7 exons. The record is from RefSeq and is a predicted model, not a curated record. Bases 118 to 918 code for a protein of 266 amino acids. Gene Ontology annotation, cellular component: lysosome.